CCCUCGCGGGUUCCCAGCCAACUUGGACUUGAAUGAGGUGCUCAGACGGCUGGGAAAGAAAGUAGUACAAACCGUCUGGGAAUAACACCGGGAAUACUGGAGGAAUACAGAGACCAGACACCGGGACCGGGAGGGGGGAACCGGCUGAAGGAAAGCCGUGACAAAAGCCCUCAGAUCUACCGGGAAGAAGGAAGAGAAAAACCCUGCGUCAAUGUUUUUAUUCGACAGCGCGCGGUGAAUCCCCCGUUUUUUCCACGUCGAUCCCCGUGAGAUUAUUUUUCUCUAAUGUUCAGCUUCAUGGGUCUGAUGAACGGAACCACCGACACACACACCAAUGUCUCCUGUACAUGUAACUGCAAGAGAUCCACUUCAUUCCAGAGUAUGGCGAUCACCCAGCUGGAGUUUGUUCAGAUCCUGGUGAUCGUGGUGGUGAUGAUGAUGAUGGUGGUCGUGAUCACGUGUUUGCUGAACCACUACAGACUCUCGGCGAGAUCCUUCAUCUCUCGACACGGACGAGCACGCAGACGCCUUCCCCUGCCGUCGGAGGGUCUGUGGUCGUCUGACGCUCCAGGGUCUUCGGCUGCCGUCACCGAGCAGGUGUACACUCCUCGGCCCUCGGCCCUCCAGCGCUCGCGUGUGAGCCGCUUCCAGCCCACGUACCCGUACCUCCCGCACGCCACCAUCGACCUGCCGCCCACCAUCUCGCUGUCGGACGGGGAGGAGCCGCCGCCGUACCAGGGCCCGUGUGCCCUCCAGCUGCGCGACCCCGAGCAACAGCUGGAGCUGAACCGCGAGUCCGUGCGCGCGCCGCCCAACCGCACCGUGUUCGACCGCAUCACGGCCCCGCCCGCCUACUGCGAGGUCAUAGGUCACUGCUACCACCCGGGCCCGCACACACACACGCAGCUCAUCCAGAUCGGCCGGACGGACGCGCGCGAUAAAGACAAGCUGCACGCGCAGGCGGUCUGAUGACGUCAGCGGCUGAGGAGACACACCUUAUAUAUAUAUAUAUACAGCUUAUCACACAGCAGGUCAGAGGUCAGAGGUCAGCGAUCCAGGGAAACCGGGCAGUUGCACAAGAGACUCUCGAGAGCGUACGGAUUCACUCCGGUCUUGCCUUUUCACUCAGACCUCUCUCUCUCUAUAUAUGUAUAUCAUGUCCUCCAGUGACGACACAUGGAAGAAGACUCGUGUUCCAGCUGGAAGUGGAGAUGGGGGAACUGGGAAAGCUGGGAUGUUCUCCAGCGUAGAAACACUUCUUUCCUGUCAGGGUUCAUCACUAGUUUUGCAUUAGAUGCACAAUAUCCAGACAUUUAUUCUGAUGUUUGUGUGUGUUUGCUGUCAGAGAGAGCGUUUGCCAACAACAUUACGUGUGUAUGUGUGUGUAUAUAGGCUACUAUAUAAAUAUAUAUAUACAACAUGUAUAUGGAAAGAAAAGCAAACUUAAAAGCACGAUUUUAGAGUUAUUUAUAUAAAUGUCUAAAAUUGCACUAUUUUUAAUAUUACUAUAUGAUCGGUCCACAGAGAGUGUGUGUGUGUGUCCUGGACUGGGAUUAACCAGUUAGUUCCCAUCAUCCGGACCAGAUCUAGAUUUCUAGUGUAGUUUCAGUUCAUGUGUCGGAUGUGUUUGCCUUAAUUUUAUUCUGUAUUCUAGAAAUCUGGAUUCGCAAUCAUUGGCGUUUCGAAGCGGAGGAGUUCGGCUGUGGCGUCUCUUAUAGCACUUUACCGAGAGGAAAACAAUCCACAGCUGUAGCCGAACGCGCAUAUGCAAACGCUCCGACGGGUGACGACGCGCGCUGACCUGGGGUCACGUCAUGGGGAUGUUGUGGAGAGAGUUGAUUCACUCGACUCACUGAGACACUCGAGUCACUGAAUCAUUGAGUAAGUGAAUCAUUGAGUCACUGAAUCAUUUAGUCUCUGAAUCAUUGAGUCACUGAAUCAUUUAGUCUCUGAAUUAUUGAGUCACUGAAUCAUUGAGUAAAUGAAUCAUUGAGUAAAUGAAUCAUUUAGUCUCUGAAUCAUUUAGUCUCUGAAUCAUUGAGUAAAUGAAUCAUUUAGUCUCUGAAUUAUUGAGUAAGUGAAUCAUUGAGUAAAUGAAUCGUUUAAACUCUGAAUUAUUGAGUAAGUGAAUCAUUGAGUAAAUGAAUCAUUUAGUCUCUGAAUUAUUGAGUAAGUGAAUCAUCGAGUCACUGAAUCAUUUAGUCUCUGAAUUAUUGAGUAAGUGAAUCAUCGAGUAACUGAAUCAAUGAGUCACUGAAUCAUUUAGUCUCGUAAUCAUUGAGCCACUGAAUCAUUUAGUCACUAAAUCAAUGAGUCACUGAAUGAUUGAGUCACUGAAUCUGAAUCGCUGCCAAACUGUGACUCGCAUGAACGGCUCCUGCACUGCAAAACAUGCUUUUCUUUCUCUGUAUGUUCGUCUUGUCUCCAGUCCAAGUAUUAAGCGUUUCACAUUUACUAAAGGAGUGAAAUGCCAUAAGAUAUUAAGUCUUGUUUUGUGGGGAAAUAAAUAAAAAUCAAGUGAGUUGAUGCUUAAAUCUAGUGAAACUCUCUGCCAGUGGGGUCAGAAAAACAUGACCUUGUUUCUGUUUGAAUUGAGAUUAUUUUUCCCAUUGGCAGAUCAUUCUGAUUUUGAUUAAUUCCCCUGGAAAACAGGACAUACUGUAAUAUCUUGUCAUGUUACGAGUAAAUGCAUUGUGAUUUAAGAGUUUUAACACAUUUGGACUGGAAACGAGACGAAGAGAAGUGUUGUUUGCGGUGUGUUCAUCAUUUCCCAUGAUGCAGUCUGCGCAGGGUCUAUUCUGCCGUGUCCGCUUCCAGACGAGUCCACGGCUGGAGAGAGACUGUGUUUAUGCUUUAUUAUAAAUCAUGCGUUCGGCAUUUCUAUAACACGAGUUCCAUAUUAUCAGCGAAAUGCAUUUCUUUAUUCUAGCCGUUUAGAUUCCAGACUAGUGCGUUUCUAUAUCAUAUUCCAUUUAUAUUUCUACACAUGCAUUUCUGGAUGAUAUAAUAUAGGAUGCAUUGGUGAUUAUCUCGUGCUCCUUAAAUUCCGACUAGUUAGCUUUUGCAUUUGGUAUUUCUAUAAUAUUCCUGCUGCAUAUGAUUUAUGAUGUAUCCCGUCGGCCGGCGGGGGUCGUUCUCUCUCCAGCGGCACGUCUUUCCCUCACAGAGACGCCCGUUCUUUGCACUCCGAGAUGCCAGUGUGUCACAUGACCCUGUCAGCCAAUCAGGCGGCCGUUGACAGGAAGUGACAUUGUAUGCAUGAUGAUGAUAGUGGAGAGAGUUGCAAUAUACCGACUAUUGGCCUUUUGAUAAUGUAGUUUAUCUCAGAUUAGUUGUUUGUAUGUUAUUGUUGCUUCUUGUUUAAAGGUCAUUUUUGUUGAAGAAAGGCCAGAUUUGUAAGUGAUGAUGUCACUGAGGAGUGUGUUUAGAGGUGUGUGUGUGUGUGGUUCAGUGCUGGUCCUCCGCCUUCAUCAUCCACACGUGUUAUUGUCACUUAUCUUUAUUUAUAUCAGAUGCUGAAAAGUGUUACCGGAUGUUUCUCUUUUGGACAGUGUCUGUCACACACACACACACACACACACACACACACACCAUGUUAUACAAUCUGAUGCAUUUCAAUUUAGCUGCCAAAUAAACAAAUAAAACCUUUUAUAAAAUAAUGUA
Messenger RNA from Pimephales promelas (fathead minnow), 3663 nucleotides. RefSeq names its product prostate transmembrane protein, androgen induced 1 (gene pmepa1). NCBI's taxonomy places the organism in Eukaryota, Metazoa, Chordata, Actinopteri, Cypriniformes, Leuciscidae. The record is from RefSeq and is a predicted model, not a curated record. Gene Ontology annotation, biological process: negative regulation of transforming growth factor beta receptor signaling pathway. Gene Ontology annotation, cellular component: Golgi membrane; early endosome membrane. Gene Ontology annotation, molecular function: R-SMAD binding.